Messenger RNA from Phytophthora infestans T30-4, 1122 nucleotides. RefSeq lists its product as uncharacterized. NCBI's taxonomy places the organism in Eukaryota, Oomycota, Peronosporomycetes, Peronosporales, Peronosporaceae. The record is from RefSeq and is a predicted model, not a curated record. Gene Ontology annotation, molecular function: protein binding. Bases 1 to 1122 code for a protein of 373 amino acids. The transcript is spliced from 4 exons.
AUGGUUGUAGUACCGCGUGGUGUUUGGUCUCCUGAGGCGAAUGCGCAGCGCCAAGUUCCUCUCGACGAUAAAGUUUUGAAAAAGUUGCCACCUGCACACCUUUUUCGACGAGAUGUGCUCGCGUAUUGCACGUUACGGAACUUAAUUCCUCAUCCCCAGUUGCUCCCACUGCAUCCGGAUGAAGAAGAACGUCAAGGCGCAACAUCCAACGAGACGUCGGUGAGCAACGACAUCUACGAUGUGAGCGACGUGGAGCAGAUUUCGAUUAAAAACUGGCAACUCGAUGACGGCAACUGCCGCGCUAUGUGCUACGCUCUCCCGUUGGCAACGAGAACUCGCUCCGUUUGCCUCUUCAACGUUGGAUUGAACAAGGAGCAAUUGCAAUUAUUGUGCUCGACCGUUCCAAAGACACACGUGACUGCUCUCCAGCUGGAAUGGAACUCGCUCCAGUCGGAGGGAGUUGACGACCACUCGGAAAUGUUUGCUCAGCUAUUAACUGAGAGUUGUACUCUCAUUUUUCUCUCCCUACGAGCGAACGGAAUUACUUCUCGAGGAGCAGUGGCACUUGCAAAAGCAUUGCGCAACAACAAGACUCUUGAAGCUCUUAAUCUGUUUCAGAAUGAUAUCGACGAUUCUGGCGCUCGUGCAUUUGCACACGCACUGCCGCUUAACGCAACACUUAAGACACUAUCACUUGCCAACAACAAAAUCUCCGGAUGUGGGGCGAAGAUUCUGGUGGAUGGGCUGACGAAAUACGCUGCCCCACCGGAGCUCCUAGCGGAACUUGAUGCAGCUGAAAGUCAAAUCCACGCCCAGAUGGAGCAAGCGAAGAAGGCCAAGAAGAAGAUUGACCGCGCGACGGCCAUUGCGCAGCUGGGUCUCCCUAUUCUGGAGACGGUCGAUGGGGUGCAAUACGCUUCUGGGAAUUCCACACUGGAAGAGCUUCUCCUCAGUGGAAAUACUCAGAUCGGCCCAAAAGAUGUAGACGCGAUAAGAGAGGCACUUAAACGCUUCCAGCCGAAGUUGCAAGCUCAUCUCCGAUGUAUCAAACUUCAGAGACUACCACAGAUGCACAAAUCGCAUGACGCGCACCAACACGUUUCCGAAUUCAUCAAGUUGUAG